Molecule: messenger RNA, 297 nt
Organism: Brettanomyces bruxellensis
Lineage: Eukaryota; Fungi; Ascomycota; Pichiomycetes; Pichiales; Pichiaceae
Exons: 1
Coding region: 1-297 (98 amino acids)
Source: RefSeq, a predicted model, not a curated record
AUGAGUGAAUCAAUCAAGGAAUCUACCGUUAGUGAUAGUAUUGAUAAGCAGGCAACCAAUACAACUAAAUCUAAAAAUGAUGCGCAAUCGGAUGAUUCUGAACUUAUGAGAGCUAGGGAAGAUUCUAAGCAUGAAAAGAUCACUUUAGACGAAGUUAUCGAAAUGAGACAGCAAGUAGAAAUUCUAAUAGACGCCGUAAACAAGAGGAAAAGAAAGUGCAAGGAGAUUGAAAAUGAAGGCAAAUAUUUGCAAGAUUACAUUGGCUCAUUGGUUCAAUCAGAUACUCUCAAAAGAUAA